Messenger RNA from Mycosarcoma maydis (corn smut), 1797 nucleotides. RefSeq lists its product as uncharacterized. Gene Ontology annotation, biological process: maturation of SSU-rRNA. The record is from RefSeq and is a predicted model, not a curated record. The transcript has a single exon. NCBI's taxonomy places the organism in Eukaryota, Fungi, Basidiomycota, Ustilaginomycetes, Ustilaginales. Gene Ontology annotation, cellular component: 90S preribosome; nucleus. Bases 1 to 1797 code for a protein of 598 amino acids.
AUGGGAACAAAGGCUGUAUGGAAGCAGAAGAGGGUAUCUCCUUCGUCUCAAGCCUCUUCACGAUCCGUUUCAGAAGCCACGUCCAGUCGGUCAACUAUCGAGGACGAACAAGCAACCACCACCGAGAACUCGGUUCGAGACGACGCUUCAACUACUCACUCUGAUGCUGAGCAGAGUGAAGCCGACGACAGCGAAGCGGGGCGCAAAGCUGAGGCUCAAAGCGGCGAUCAGAAUUCUCAGAGAUCAGCCGUCGACACAGCAAAAGCACGAACAAAGCUUCAUCAUGUCGCCAAAACACUUCGGGCAACCGCUAAGAAGACCAAAGCGUUCGAAGUACAGAAACUCGUCAAGAAGCUCAAAGGGCUUCAGAAAAAGCCUUCGUUGGCAGAUCAGGCUGAACUUGUGCAAAACGAGCUGACAGCGCUCAAGUCAAUCGAUAUCAACCUGCUUGCCAGUCGUGCACUGAUCACUAAGAUGGUCAAAGCUAGGCUCUUGCCUCGAUCAGCCGAGUUGGCGAGCGCGGACCAAGAGGAAUACGUGUAUCUACAAAUGGUGAGAGAGGAAGAGUUGCUUGGAGAAGGUGUUCUUUUCGAGCGUGCUUCGAGAGAAGCAGACAGAGCAGCCGAGAGGGUAAAAGCAAAAAUCACUUCGUCUAAGAUGUUGGCUGAUCAAGUAGGCAAGUUUGUUGAAGACUUGAAGAAACUCGCAGGCAUCGAAUCUAGCGUCAAGAAAGAAGCUGAGGUGGAUGGUAAGGGCAAAGCCAAGGCGAAGCUAGAGGAUGACCAAGAGGACGAGGAGCAACGAGAAUGGUCCGGAUCCGAAGACGAAUCCGAUUUGGAAGAUGACGCGCCUCGUCGAUGGCCACUCUUCGAUAAUAAUCACGAGGACCAGGAAGAGCAAGCAGAUGAGGAGGAACUUAUGAGGAUAGGACGAGAAAAGAUGAAGGCGCUCGGAGAUCUGUCACAGUGGGACGACAUGAUUGGAUCUGAAUCUGGCGAUGAGUCUGGGCUUGUAGACGAUCCAGGACUGCCAAACCGCAAGCGCAAGGCGGGAGCGGAGUCAGAUGUAUCUAGUGAUGAUGCGUCAAGCGACGAAGAGGAAACUGACGACUCUGCAUCAGAGAGUGACGAUCAGCAAGACUCCGGCUCGGAUUCAGAAUCGGAAUCCGAUGCAUCUUCCAGCGCCGAGCCUCGCCGCAAACGAAAAGCCACAUCAUCAGCCUCAAAGCCUUCAAAGAAAACCAAAUCCUCUUCUUCAACAUUCCUCCCUUCCCUUUCCACAGGCUUUAUCGCUGGUCGAUCUGACGAUGAGUGGUCGGACGCAGAAGCAGACCUUGCCGAUCGCGAUCUAUCCGAGCUUCGAUCCGGGACCAAAAAAGAACGCAAGAAUCGUAUGGGCCAACGCGCACGCAAAGCGCUCUACGAGAAGAAAUACGGUUCCAACGCCAAUCACAUCAAGAUGCGCGAGAAAAAGAAAGUAGCCAAGCUGGAAUGUGUCGCACCGACGAGUAGUGGAGCAAGACAGAGACCACCAGCUUUCCAGGCUCCAGCCAAGAGCGACGGUGGUUGGGGUGGCGCUGUGGCGCCAUUGCCGAAGCAGCCCAAGCGUCCAUUUGUGCCGAGGCCGGAACGAUCAGCUUUCCCGGUCGAGAGCAGGAAUAGUGCAAGAGAGACGAAACCAGCACCAGCACCGGCGGCCAAGUCGCAAGAAAUGCACCCAUCGUGGAUCGCAAAACAGAAGCAGAAGGAACUUAUGGCCCAGGUCAAGCCUCAAGGCAAGAAGGUCGUCUUUGAUUGA